Molecule: messenger RNA, 1008 nt
Organism: Plasmopara halstedii
Lineage: Eukaryota; Oomycota; Peronosporomycetes; Peronosporales; Peronosporaceae
Product: malate nad-dependent
Exons: 1
Coding region: 1-1008 (335 amino acids)
Biological process (GO): tricarboxylic acid cycle; malate metabolic process
Cellular component (GO): cytosol; cytoplasm
Molecular function (GO): L-malate dehydrogenase (NAD+) activity
Source: RefSeq, a predicted model, not a curated record
AUGCAAGCUCACCUUACAUCGCUCACUGCUGCUACGCUCCGUCGAGCCUUUUCCACGUCCUCAGGUCAGCAGAAGGUGGCCGUCCUCGGUGCAGCUGGUGGCAUUGGUCAACCACUGUCGCUUCUGCUGAAGGACUGCGACCACAUUAAACAUCUUAGCCUUUUUGAUGUGGUAAACACGCCCGGAGUGGCCGCUGAUAUCGGCCACGUCAACACACUCGCCAGGGUGACGGGUCAUGUUGGCAUGGAGCAGGCUGCCGAGGCUCUUGGGGGUGCUGAUGUUGUAGUCAUCCCUGCGGGCGUCCCGCGCAAGCCCGGUAUGACCCGCGACGAUCUGUUUAAUACGAAUGCUGGCAUUGUGCAGUCUCUAGCUGCUGCUGCUGCUAAACAUUGCCCCAAUGCUAUGAUGCUUAUCAUUGCUAACCCCGUCAAUUCGACGGUGCCUAUCGUGGCCGAGACGUUUAAAAAAGCAGGGGUAUACAACCCGAAGCGUCUCUUUGGUGUCACGACACUCGACGUCGUACGCGCCGCCACCUUUGUAGCCGACAAUCAGAAGUGGGAUCCGCGCGACACGCGUGUCAAGGUUAUCGGUGGUCACGCUGGUACUACGAUUCUGCCGCUGCUAUCACAACUUGAGGGCGCUAAGUUCUCGGACGAGGACAUUGCUAAACUCACACACCGUAUUCAAUUUGGUGGGGAUGAAGUUGUGCAGGCCAAAAAUGGCACAGGAUCAGCCACGCUAUCGAUGGCGUACGCUGGAGCACGCUUUACCAUCCGUCUUUUAGAUGCAAUGAACGGUUCCAAGGAUGUUGUUGAGUGCGCGUAUACACAAAAUGACGUGACUAAGCUUCCCUUCUUUUCUACGCCUGUAACGCUUGGGCCGAAUGGUGUUGAAAAGGUGCAUCACUUUGGCAAACUCUCUGCCGUGGAGCAAGCAAACUUUGACGAGAUGAUUGGAACUCUUGAGGCCCAGAUCAAGAAGGGUGUGGAGUUUGCCAAAAGCAGUUAA